This is a messenger RNA of Aureobasidium vineae, 2448 nucleotides long. The record is from the annotation of a GenBank genome assembly. Lineage: Eukaryota; Fungi; Ascomycota; Dothideomycetes; Dothideales; Saccotheciaceae.
AUGGCGCUCGACGACUACCACCGGAAUCAGGACAAUGAUGUUCGCCUGGUCGAUUUCCUGGACGACAAAUUACAGGCCUUUGCCGACCUGGACACGCUAGAUUCUUUACUGGACAGCGUCAAAGCACAACAGGACUUGCUUAAGCAGCAGCUUCAUGAUGCCCGUAACGACCACAACAUCGCCCAGCAAGCCUCAGACCAGCAUGCCACCGAGAUCAAACAAAAAGGCGCCGCCUUCCAACGAGACCAACAAGACCUCGACCGCCGUCUUCAGGUUGUCACACAAUCAGAGACCAGUGACGAUGCCUUGCAAAAAUUUGAAUCGAGUAUGGAACGUCUGAGGAAGCUGGACAUGGCCUCAGGUUACGCUGAGAUGCUACAAGAGGUGGACACGUUGCGACAAGAGUGUAGCGAACAGCUGGGCAAAUCCGACAAGGCUGCUUUGACAGCAUACAAGAAAUUGUCAGCCCUCGCUACCGGUCUACAACCUUUGUCAGAGGCAGCAGAGGGUGCUGCUCCUCAUCUCAUCGUCCACGUCUUGAGGACUGCCCACAGUGCACGCACUCAGAUUGAACAGGCAUUUGCGGCCGACUUUGAAAAGACCUUGACCAAGAUGGGCUGGCCAAAGCAGGGCAUCUCAGUACCCCCGGGUUUGCAGGCAGAAUGGAACAUUCACAUCGAGAAGCUCAUCGACCUUCAAAAGUCCGAGCUGAUCGCUGCAGAUGUAGCAAACAGUGAAAAGACGUCGAAGGACGAACCUGCUGUCUUGCUCCCUCUUGAAAUCAUGGUGCGAUCGCUCGAGCUUCGUUUCAACUACCAUUUCUCUGGGGAUCGUCCGACCAACCGUCUGGACAAGCCCGAGUACUUCUUGAACCAUGUUCUUGAUCUCAUCAACAGCUAUUGCGCAUUCUUCCAGGCAAACUUGCAAUCACAGCUUUUGGCUAACUUCCGAGGCUCUGAUCUUGCAUUAAUCCCUGCCUACAUCGAUGCGACGUCGGCUCUCAUCACUGCUUUGAUCCCUAUGUUGCAGAAGAAACUGCAAUCGAUCCUUCCUCAAGUCUCAGAGCAGCCUCAGCUUUUCAGCAAUUUGAUGCAUGAAGUCAUGACGUUUGAUGCUACCAUACAAGAGGAGUGGAAUUAUACACCGCUUUCUCCUGCCACCAUCUGGCGUGGUCUGGCGCAUUACAUCCUCGAGAAGCAGUCCUACUUCACAAAAUGGUUGACUGUAGAGAAGGACUUUGCUUUAGUCCGCUAUCAAGACAUCAUCUCUGAUCGCUCGACUGGAGAGAUUGAUUACGACUCAGUAUCUACGGACAGCACUAAGCCCACCAAAGCGGCCGUCCGUGUGAAUGAUCUUCUCGAGACCAUCACAGAGCGCUACAAAGCUUUGUCGUCGUUCAGUCAAAAGUUCCGAUUCUUGACCGAUAUUCAGAUUGAGAUCUUCGAUCGGUUCCGCGGCCGGAUAUAUGACAGUCUGCAAAUCUUUUUGACAAACACCACUGCUGUUGGACGUGCCGUUCACGGUGUUUCCCGAGAAGAGCAAGCUGAGCUUGCCGGAGUCAACGGCAUGAAUCACCUCUGUCGUAUCUUUGGCUCUGCAGAGUACCUUGAAAAGGCUAUGCGCGAUUGGAGUGACGAUGUCUUCUUCCUUGAAAUUUGGGAGGAGUUGCAGUACCGAGCANCUCAAAAGAUCGACAUCAAGGGCGACCUAAACAUGGCUGAGAUCGCAGCAAAGACAAACGCUGCCAUCAACGACGCAGGAGAGAAUCAAGAACUCGAGGGCGCCCUGUUUGAACAGAUGGCAGCCGCCUAUCGCAGACUGCGUGUUCGCAGCGAGGAAGUCAUCUGUGAUACCCUGAUCUACCACACUCGCGACGUUCUGAGACCGUAUGCUCGUAUCAACCCUUGGGCAUCUCUCUCGGCUGCAGGUAGUGGGGAUGAGACCAGCUUGACUGCCGAGCUUGAUCCUCCUCUUACUCUUUUGGACACGCAUCUUGCUUUCUUGUCUCGCGCAUUGUCUAAGCCUGCAUUGCGUCGUAUUUGUCGCGUUGUCGGUCACAGUCUCCAGAUCACGCUCUGGGAUAGUGUGCUGCUCCGACACUCCUUCUCAACUGCUGGCGCAUCACAGUUCAUGUCUGACUUCAGAGGUAUUUGCAGCGUGUUCGAUCGCUACCUCGGUGCCGGCACUGGACGAAACGUCAUGCAGCGUCUUGACAAUGGCUUGACACUUCUCGAUUUACCCGUGAGAGGAGAAAUCCCUGUCGAAGUCGAUGCAGAAGGCUCUGAUGAGGCAGUUUCGGAAAAGAAGUGGGGACUCUUUGAAGUCGAGAGAAGGGUAUUCAUGGAUAACGAGGCUGCUCGAGAUGUGUUAGAAGAGAUGGGCUUGGAGGUCUUGACUGAGAGCGACGCUCGCGCUGUCCUUGGAAAGCGAGUGGAACUUAGCAGUUAA